Molecule: messenger RNA, 2269 nt
Organism: Podospora pseudocomata
Lineage: Eukaryota; Fungi; Ascomycota; Sordariomycetes; Sordariales; Podosporaceae
Exons: 2
Coding region: 1535-2080 (181 amino acids)
Cellular component (GO): membrane
Source: RefSeq, a predicted model, not a curated record
UAAUAGGAUACCCUUUUGGUAAAAAGUGACGGAUGCAUCCCGGUCAAAUCAUCACCCAAAUCCACUUGUUAUAGAGUCUCAACCGUCUCAACAACAGGGCAAUGAAUACUGACCGCUUCCAAGUUGUCGUGUAGUGGUGAUUGUCUUGAAGGUUCGUUCCGAUUUGUAAGUUUGCGUGAGCGUGAGCGUGAGCGCGAACAAGGGACAGAUCGGGGCAGCACCUUGAGAACCUCAGUAACUGCCACCUAGCUAGAUAUCGGACAGUUGCCUCGUCCCCAAGGUGCUGAUGUGAUCGCGCCGAGUCGGAGCUCAGUUUAGCUUACGGUUCGUUUCGCGAAAACACCAGGCUGUAACAGACUCUGUCGAAGAGGGGCAGAGGGAUGGGUUGACACCUCUAUAAGAAAGCUUGGGCUUUGGCAAGAGAGGGUGGACACUAUGGUGAUGGGCCAAGUUAAAGCAACGCCUAAAUUCCCAACAUCAAUUGAUGCUCUCCACGGGACCUCGUUUUGUGCUUGCUGGUGGAGGAAGCAUCACGCUUAUCAUGCGAGGCUGAUGAAGCUUCUUCAGGACCGCGUCUCCUCCCACUCAGAAAGUCCAAUGCGUCAUUUCUUUGGUGUGCUAACAAUAUGUUGGUGUCCAUUAUUUAGAGUUCUCCUUGCGCUUUGUCACUUUGUUGGCGAUUUUUGCAUCACGUCUUAAAAAGCUCUCUCGUAUCAGCGAUGGAGUUGCGAUUGAUGCCCGAGUCCGCGAUAUGCGUCAUCAGCAGGCACUGUGUUGGAGUCACGCGGCCUGAGCCUGAGCGAUAACUGCGUGAUGGGUAAGUAAAACUGCGGAGUCUCAGUCGAAGCCAAUGUGCAGCCAAACGCCAUCAAUGAUUUCAGAGGGGAUUUUCGGAGUUUUGAGGUGUUCGUGGCUUCAGCCAGGCACUUACAGCUGUUUUUUCUUUUUUUUUCCUUUGCCCCCUACUGCCUACGAGAUUACAGCAGGAGCAAUCAGAUGACGACGCUGACGGUGAUUGCCCGUGGGUCCUGCAGCAUCGGUUCUCCAGGGGUGGAGGAGGGGGGGGAAGCUUUGGAAGGCUCCCCGGCUGCGGCCCCCUUUCAACCUGCCGACGGGGAGUUAGGCGAGCCGUCAUUUCGUUCCGAGCCCACACCCCGGCACCGGCUUUCUCCACAUGUUCGGGUUCGGGAUCGGGGAUUGUACUGUACGGAUAGCUCCUGCCGAGUCGGGAGUUCACUUGUUCACCCGGGUGGUGUGCUCCUUCCGCCAACACCAACAACAGGCCAUUUCAAGUUCAAGGUGGAAGUUACUUCUGCCACUUCAAUUCGCUGGCUAACUUGGAAUAGGUAUCCACCUCAAUGCCGCACGGCAUGGAAGGCGCUUCCCGCUUGAGAGGUGGAAGGGGAUCCUAUCUGACCAAAAGGGAUCUGGAACUUACCGAUGUACCAUUUGGAUUCUCCCCACCAUCCUCAAGCUCAACAUCACCAUCGUCAGCCUUGUCCUACCACUGAAGCUCCGCCAAGACAAUCUCACCAUGGCAGGUUUCGACGGUACCGCAUUCCUCGCCCUUUUCCUCGGAUUUUUCUUCCCUCCUCUCGGCGUGGCGCUCUUAACAGGGUGUGGAACUGAUGUGUGUAUCAACCUCUGUCUCCUCAUUUUUGGCGUGAUCCCCGCCUACUUGCACCUCUGGUACCUCGUAUACGUGUAUCUGGACAACAAGAAGCUUCUGAAGCCAAUCGACGGCGGACGUCCGUUUGUAUUUUGCGAUAAGCUUCAGCGAAUCAGCACUCGAAACCGGAGCACCGCAAGCCUUCCAACCCCCAGGACUUCCACCAAAGAGGUGCAACCCCAUCGGAGCAAUCCGGCCGUGCAGGAGAAGCCAGCCCAAGAGCAGAAGCCUGCUUCCGAACAGACCUCGACACCGUCUGCUAUAUCAACCCCAGUCUCGACAUCUGGUCCUUCGACAAAACCCGCACAGAAAACAACCACCCAAGCCGCAGCUUCAGAGCCAACCCCGGCAAUGUCGCCGCUUCCACUUCUUGACAAGAAUGACGGCGCUUCUCCACAGGCGAAGGCCUAGACAUUCCCAUUGAAGGGAUAAAGGGGUGAUCAGCGACGAGAGACUGCUUGGAAAGAGUCAAAAGAGGGCAUGGUGGAGUAGUGUUGGGCAACCUAAGUAUUCUUUUGGGUAUCUCUGGUUACAACAAGACAUGGCUAAUCAAACACGGUUUUUGCUAUCUGGUUUGAUGACUGAACCGGGCUGAAGUGU